Guillardia theta CCMP2712 is the source of this 463-nucleotide messenger RNA. RefSeq lists its product as hypothetical. The record is from RefSeq and is a predicted model, not a curated record. NCBI's taxonomy places the organism in Eukaryota, Cryptophyceae, Pyrenomonadales, Geminigeraceae. The annotation marks the transcript as partial. The transcript has 5 exons.
AUGGUCGAGUCCAAGACAGGAGACGAUUCUGAGCCUUACUAUGCUGAUUUCACCAAGAAGGACAGCAGCCUCCCUAAGCCUGUUGUGGACCUCAUCUACUGGAAAGAUGCCAAGAUGAGCGGAGCAGCGCUAGGGGCAGGCAUCGUCCUCUACGUGCUUACUAGCUUCAGAGGAUACACCUACCUCUCCCUCACAAGCCUCCUCCUCCUCACCCACCUCCUCAUCAGCCUCGCGAUGACGUUGGUGGCGAGAUGGCAGGGCAAGUCCACGCCGCAAGGCAAACCCCUGCAGGUGGACCCGGAGCUGGCCAAGAAGGCUGUGGAGCAUGUCAACCGAGCGAUCGUGUGGUAUUCGGAGCUUCUCCGAGGAGAGGACGUCAUGACUGCUGGCAAGGUGGUGGGCGUGCUGUUCGUGACCUGGACCCUUGGCUCCUGGUUCGAUGGGCCAACAUUGCUCAUGCUAA